AUACGUGUAGGUGGUAAACUGGAAAUCACGGAGUUCGGAGAGCAAUAAUUGUCGGAAGGAAACAUUCUCAGAUUCUCUCCGUCCGCAAGCUCUUCCACGAUGCACGCUCUUCUCUUGGACUCUUUCAAUCGACUCUGUUUCUGUGUCUCUUCCUCUUCCUCUGGUUUUGUUCCCAUUUCAAUCUUCACCCAUUCUAUUUUUACUCUCUCUGUUUUUUCUAAUCCUCCAUGGAUGACCGCAUUGAAGACGAUGAAAAGGAGGCAUUAGCCGGCCUAACCUCCGCCCCUCCGAGAGCCCAGAAGAUACAUUCUCACAGCCAACAACUUCGUGCCUCCUCCGCCCAGAAACGCCAACAUAAAGUCCGCAAGCACAGUCUCGAAGAUAUCUCCAAACCCAUCAUCUCUACCACCUCCUCCACUGAGGACCACUUCUACGAAUCCACCGACGAUGAGUUCUUCCCCUACUCCACCACCACAAACAGUGCUGGUGAAGAGUACGUUGCGCAGAGGCUCGAUCAAGGCCUUGGAUUGGACAAUGGGCCUGAAGAGCUUCGACAAUGCCAGCCUAUGCUAGAAUUCAUUGGGAGCGGCGGAGGUAGUGGAAUCUUCAAAGUUCCAAUACGGGCCGCCGUCCAUCCCGGACGCCCACCGUGCCUCGAAUUGAGGCCGCAUCCGUUGAGGGAAACUCAAGUGGGCAAGUUCUUGAGGAACAUUGUUUGUACGGACAAGCAAUUGUGGGCUGGGCAGGAGAGCGGGGUCAGGGUCUGGAGUUUCGAGGAUGCGCACGAGGCUGGCCGUGGGGUCGGCGGGAAGGUGAGGAGAGGGGACGAGGAUGCGGCUCCGUUUCACGAGUCCGGGAACAUGUCGCCCACCAUGUGUUUGAUGGUUGAUUGGGGGAACAGGUUGGUCUGGAGUGGCCAUAAGGACGGGAAGAUCAGAUCAUGGAAAAUGGACCAGAGUUUGAAAGAUGAUGCUUUAAUCAAGGAAGGACUUUCGUGGCAGGGGCAUAAGGGUCCUGUUCUUUCCAUGGUCAUGAGCUCUUAUGGCGACCUUUGGUCAGGUUCAGAGGGUGGCAUUAUUAAGAUAUGGCCAUGGGAAUCCAUGGAGAAAUCUCUCUCCCUUUCGCCAGAGGAGAAGCACAUGGCUGCUUUGUUAGUGGAGAGGUCAAGCAUUGACCUUAGGAGCCAAGUUACUAUUAAUGGUACCUGUAGUAUAUCUUCUUCAGAUGUAAAGUGUUUAUUGUCCGAUAAUGUGAGAGCCAAAGUUUGGUGUGCUCAGCCUUCAUCUUUCUCAAUUUGGGAUGCUCGUACAAAGGAGUUACUAAAAGUAUUCAACGUUGAUGGUCAACUCGAGAAUCGAGCUGAUGUGCCUUCAUCACAAGAUCAGCAACCAGUAGAAGAUGAAAUGAAGGUAAAAUUUGUUUCCACAUCAAAAAAGGAGAAAUCUGGGGGCUUUCUUCAAAGGUCACGUAAUGCGAUAAUGGGAGCAGCAGAUGCUGUUCGUCGCGUUGCAACCAGAGGAGCAGGUGCAUUUGUUGAAGAAAACAAGAAAACAGAAGCACUACUUCUUGCUGUGGAUGGAACGAUAUGGACUGGGAGCACAAAUGGCUUGCUUGUGCAGUGGGAUGGAAAUGGGAAUCGUUUGCAGGAGUUCAAUCACCAUUCUUGUGCUGUCCAAUGCUUUUGCUCUUUUGGGACUCGGAUUUAUGUAGGCUAUGUGAGUGGUAUGAUCCAAGUAAUGGACCUUGAAGGAAGCCUAAUUGCAGGAUGGAUUGCUCAUAAUGGUCCAGUUAUAAAGUUAGCAGCAGGGCAUGGCUAUGUUUUUAGCUUGGCUACUCAUGGAGGUAUACGCGGAUGGAAUAUCACUUCUCCAGGACCUCUUGACAAUAUCAUCCGAUCAGAAUUGGCUGCACAAGAAGUUAUUUACACUAGGCGAGAGAGUUUCAGGAUUCUGAUUGGUACAUGGAAUGUUGGUCAAGGUAGAGCCUCCCAUGAAUCACUUACGUCGUGGUUAGGUUCUGUUGCAUCGGAUGUCGGUAUUAUUGUCGUUGGGUUGCAAGAAGUAGAGAUGGGUGCAGGCUUUCUUGCAAUGUCUGCAGCAAAAGAAACUGUAGGACUUGAAGGGAGCUCUGUUGGGCAGUGGUGGCUGGACAACAUAGGGAAGGCCUUAGACGAAGGAACAGCUUUUGAACGUAUGGGUUCUAGGCAGCUGGCUGGCUUGCUUGUUUCUCUUUGGGUGAGAAAGAACCUUAGAACACAUGUUGGAGACAUUGAUGCAGGAGCUGUUCCAUGCGGGUUCGGACGUGCUAUUGGUAAUAAGGGAGGCGUAGGAUUGAGAAUUAGAGUAUAUGAUCGGAUAAUGUGCUUUGUGAACUGUCACUUGGCCGCUCAUUUAGAAGCAGUCAAUCGCCGGAAUGCUGAUUUUGAUCACAUUUAUCGAACAAUGGUCUUCAGCCGUUCAUCACACCUUUCCAAUACUGCAGCUGGUAUGGUGCCACACCUGAUUUUGUGUUGCUCUCUUGCCUUCUCCACAUAUUUACUUUGGCUGCUUUAUAUUUCUGGCUUGCCAUGGGUCCUCUCUCUUGCAGCUGGUGUCUCAACUGCGAGUCAUAUUCUUAAGAGUACAAAUUCAACGAGUGUCAAUUCUGAAGAACCGAAGCCUGAUUUAUCAGAAGCAGAUAUGGUUGUAUUCUUUGGUGAUUUUAACUACCGGCUUUUCGGUAUAUCUUAUGAUGAAGCAAGGGACUUUGUUUCUCAAAGAUGCUUUGAUUGGCUAAGAGAAAAGGAUCAACUCAGGGCGGAGAUGAAGGCUGGGAAAGUUUUCCAAGGAAUGCGUGAGGCGCUGAUCAGAUUCCCACCAACUUACAAGUUUGAAAGGCGUCAAGCAGGCUUAGGAGGAUAUGAUUCUGGGGAGAAAAAGAGAAUUCCUGCUUGGUGUGAUAGAAUAAUAUAUCGCGAUAAUCGGUCUGAUCCCAUGUCUGGCUGCAGUUUAAACUGCCCUGUAGUCUCGUCGGUAAUAAUGUAUGAUGCUUGCAUGGAUGUGACAGAGAGUGAUCACAAACCCGUUUGCUGCAAAUUCCAUGUUCAAAUUGCUCAUGCGGAUAGAUCGGUUAGGAGGGAGGAGUUUGGAAAGAUCAUUACUUCAAAUGAGAAAUUGAGGUCUAUGCUAGAAGAACUACGUUAUGUUCCGGAAACCAAUGUUAGCACCACCAACAUAAUUCUUCAGAACCAGGAUACAUCCAUUCUGAGAAUCACUAACAAAUGUGCGAACGAGAAAGCUGUGUUUCAGAUUACUUGUGAAGGUCAGUCGACUCUCAGGGAUGAUGGAGAGCCAGCUGACAAUCGGCCAAGGGGUGCUUUGGGAUUCCCCAGAUGGCUUGAGGUGACGCCAGCAGCUGGCAUAAUUGAGCCUCAGCAGUAUGUGGAGGUCUCUGUACAUCAUGAAGAAUUCCACACUUUAGAAGAGUUUGUUGAUGGCAUUCCACAAAACUGGUGGUGUGAAGACACAAGAGAUAAGGAAGUGAUUUUGGCUGUGAAUGUCCAAGGGCGUUGUUCAACGGAGAAGAGUCGUCAUCUAAUCCAUGUUCGUCACUGCUUCUCGGCAAAGACAGUUCGGAUUGACUCAAGAUCCAACAGUUCUAAGAAAAACCAAGGAGGAUCACGUCACAGGUCAGAACAUAGACAGCAAAGCAGCUCUUCUGACAAGGCUGAUGGUCGGAGUUCAGACAACAAACGAAGCUAGAAAUCGAUAUUUCAGGGCGCAUGUUGAUGCAUCUUCUGGGGGUAUUUUGCAGAGGGAAUGCCUACGGAUGCCAGUGUCAGCAAGCAUCUUAAUGUAUAUACAUUGAAGCUGGGUUGCUAUUUUGAAUCACAUUGAAACUGGUCAAUUUUAGUUUGUCUAUCAGUUUUAGUAUUUGUCAUCAGUUGCCAACUUUAGUUGUAACAUUCUAGGCCAGAUGAUUUGUUCCACAUUUUUUUGUAAUCAGGUAGAGAGGAAAGAAACUUGGAGCUGUUCGUUUUUGCUUUCUGUUGUUGUAUCAGACUAAAUGAACUGCAAACAAAAUAAGUCUCAGAUUCUUCUUUCUUU
Tripterygium wilfordii is the source of this 4085-nucleotide messenger RNA. RefSeq names its product type I inositol polyphosphate 5-phosphatase 12-like. NCBI's taxonomy places the organism in Eukaryota, Viridiplantae, Streptophyta, Magnoliopsida, Celastrales, Celastraceae. The coding region runs from base 228 to 3740 and encodes 1170 amino acids. The record is from RefSeq and is a predicted model, not a curated record. The transcript is spliced from 10 exons. Gene Ontology annotation, molecular function: phosphatase activity; protein binding. Gene Ontology annotation, biological process: phosphatidylinositol dephosphorylation.